UUUGCGUUUUAACGGAUCGUGCUCUUCGGAGCUGUUUUGAGGUCCCAGAUGCACCCUGGGGUGCCUUCUCUUCCCCUGGGAUGUCGUCCCUGUGAGCUGGAGGACGUUGUGGAAAUAAGGCAUCGCCGGAAGCAACAGUUGGGUUAUUGGUUACAACUAUGAUGACCUGGAUGCCCUUUUAAAACCGCUAUUAUUUAACCCAGGCCAGCCCACUUAUUCAUUUAUUUAUUUAUUUUUAAACUGUCAUCCAUGGAAAGGCGCUUCGUAACCGUCUCCGACUCCCGGGACCUCUAACUCUUUGGCGUGGCUCUUCGGAAAGUUCCUGAGCGGGAUGGAGCAAUCGCCCCCUAAGCGGCGGGGAAGGGAGGCGGACGUGUCCCCUUCAUGCUGACGAGAAGGAGCUGCUAUGACUUUUCCGGCGACGCGGACCGGGGCCGAGCGCAGCUGAGCCGGUCAUGGUCUGCCGUCCGGGCUUCCUCUGUCGCCGGCGACGUGGCCCGCGGCCCUUCGUGGUGGGCUUGGCGGUGGCCCUCUGCCUCUUCUACCAGAGCCUGACGCUCCGGGGGACCAGGAGGCCCGCAGCCCUCGCGCCCGGGGCUGCCCCCGGCUCACCCCCCGACCCCAAGGCCAGCGGAUGCCAGAGGAGAUGGUCCGGGGACCAAGGGUGCUUCUUCCUCUCUGGCGAUGCCCGGGAAAUCAGAACGAUGGGAGAAUCCUUGGAGACCCACUUUGGCAGCGACGGCAGAAGGGCCAUACUCUACCGGCCUCCCUCCUCCAGCUCAGCGGAGGUCCGGCUCCACCAGCACACCCUUGCUCACCUUGGUUACUCUGUGGUCGUCACCAAAGAGAGGCCCGGACUUGACCUUGGGCUGGAGCUGCUAGGAAAAGGUGACUUGGGCUCUUGGGACCUGCUCAUUUGCCUGUCUUCUAGGAAAGCUGGUGGAAAUCCCUGCAUAUCCAAGGAAGAUGUGUGCCACUUAAGUUUACAUCAAAAGGUAAACAUAUUUCCAGAAAUACAGCAUCAGCUUUGCAGAAAAGAAGGCUUAUGUCAAAUAAUUCAAAGAUUUCCAGAACUGCAACUUCCGGUGAGCCCCUCUGUGUGUUUGGACCAGAGCACACAAUUCAAGCUGAGUUCUUGGAGUCACCUUUUAAAAACCGUGAAGCCACAUGUGUGGAAACCAUGGGCCUGGAGACAUGAACAGCUGGAUCAAACAACAGUCCUUGCUCCACAUGAGACCAUCUUUAGAGCCGAAGAUCUGUCUGUGAUUCUUAAAGCAUACGUGUUGGUGACAUCCUUAACCCCUUUGCGUGCAUUCAUUCAUUCAACUGGCAUGGUUUGGAAUCCACCUAAGAGAAAACGCUUCACUGUCAAGCUGCAGACCUUCUUUGAGACAUUCCUGAGGGCCAGUUCGCCUCUCCAGGCUUUGGACAACAUGAAGGAAGCCAUCAGCAAACUCCUGCUGGCUGCCGAAGCUUUCAGCGAAACGUCUCCUCUGGGACCGAAGGCCUUCCACAGAUGCAGUUUAUGUUUUCAACUUUUAACCUUUGACAUCAGUUAUGGCAGUUUCACUUCCCCUGUGGUGCUCCAGGUGCAUGGCCAUUUACAUUUUCAAGAUGACAAUUAUAUGGAUUUUGAGGACCAAAACGCAGAAGAAUUUAUUUUAAAAGACACUUUCAAUUUCCUCUUCUCGAAUGAAUCUUCACUUUCCAUAUUCUCUGAGAUAUUUCAGAGACUCUACAGAUCAGCUGUAUCCAAGCUCUUUCCAUCAACUUCUCCCAGUAUUCAGUCUUGGAUGCGUGAGUUUUAUGUCAUUGCAAAUCCUAUCGGAAAAGCUCGUUCCGUCCUGACCCAACACUCCUCUCUUUUAAAUGUUUUCGAGCAAUUUCAGCUCCUGGAUAAAAAGGCACAAUCACAUCCAUUGGAAUGGCAUUCCUUCACAAAGGAUGAGAACAUUGAAAAACCACAAAUGCCACUUGGUGCAACUGAACAUAAAAAAGUUGUGGUUCAACAAAUUAUGAAUGCAACCAUAGAAGUGCACUGCAGCAAUGAUGAAGACAUACAAUGUCAUAUCAAGCAGAUCUUCACACAGCCACAUUUGGAACUAAGUCCUGAAUUUAACCCGAAGAUCAAAGAUUAUUACUCUGAAGUCCCUUUUGAUGUGGUGACUGUGACGAUUGGAGUGGAGACGUCUAACUGUCAGUGCAAGGUGUACCUGCAUGAACGGGCAGGGCCCAGCUUUGCCAAUUACCCUCUGGGCUUAGGGACAAACAGAAUCUCAAUGCUUGUGGUGGACGAGUCUCCAGCCCAGGGGGAGACCCUGAUCACGUACAAACUCACCAUCCAACGAGAAGACCGUCCAAGUCUGCCCUUGUUUGAGGACUUCACGGCAUGUGGUUUUGUACAGGAUUGUGGUUUGCUGAUUCAUCCGGAGGAAGCCUGUGGGUUACAGCCUAUUCCUUCUGACUACAUUGAAGCCCUUUCACAGCCCGAACUAAAAACGUGUCCAUCUGGGGACACAAAAGGCCAAUGGAUCAUGCCUUGCCUUAGUUGUUCAGACAACAGGACCUGUGAUUGGAGAGAAAUAACGUGGCAGCCCCACAACUGCCAGUAUGGUGUCCUCACUAAGCCUCAGCUGCAGCAGUGCCUGGGAGCGAGGAAGAUUCUUUUCAUUGGUGAUUCAACCAACAGAGGGAUGAUGUACUAUCUGAUUGAAAGACUGAAUGAAACUUUGCAGGAAUGGCAGAAGGUGCAUGGCACUAAGUUCUACCACAAUGUCAAUGGUGGGAAGACUUUGAUCAGUUAUUCCUACUAUCCUCAGUUCUGGAUAAGCCCUUCAUUGAGACCAACGUUUGAAAAGGCCCUUGAGCGUCUUUUGCAAAGAUCACGUCCUCUGGAGAAUUCGGGCCAGACUGUAUUGGUGGUUGGUGGUGUUCAGUGGCUUAAUUCCAAUCAUCUGCAAAUUAUUCACAAGGUUCUGAAGAGGGAAAAUUUACUCAAUAUCCUUGUGAUCAUCAAAACGUUGGGAAUCGGAUUUCAUCUGCCAGUGGAUGGAGUGCAUUUCUUAACACAAAGGGAACUUCAGAACUUAUGGAAAGAAAACGUGAUUAUUCUGGACACUGCAAAGAAGUAUGGCUACGAAGUGGUUGACACCUUCACGAUAACCAUGGGCCGCUACAAAGAGUUUCUGCAGGGAGCCUGUGGGUGCCAUUUUCAUGAGGUAGUGAAGUCCAAGUUAUCCAAAGAAAAUCACUUGAUUAAAAUAAAACAAUCAAGAAAUCACACUGUGGGGAGCUAUUUCAGCAACCAGAGCAAACUUCAGCAGCAACGGGACUCGCCGGUCAAUGUUCAGUCGCCGUAUCACGUCCGAGGCCCGAUCAACCAGGUUUGCUCCGAAAUCCUUCUCAGCAGGAUGUGUGCGCCCACAGGAGCUGCCUGAUGGGGACUGAAUGUGGAACUGAAGACAAACCACUCCCCUGGAUGAUUGUCUAAGACCGAAACCUGUGCCUCCUGUGCUUUUCAGACUGACGACCCACCUUGAUGCACACCAGCACACAGUCACACACCAAUGCACAUGUAGCUUUAAAAAAAAAAAAAGUAAUGACACGUGUUCCUACCACUUUAUAAAGUCAAGAUGUGCACUCAAAAAUCGGCUGGUUUUCCAUGGGAAAGACAGAGCCAGGAAAAGGUUACUCAACGUAUAAUAUGGACAAGAACCACUGUGGGCUAGGGAUUGCAUUGUGAUAAUAAAAAGAAACACAGCCACUUGAAUUAUGGGAGAAAGGCUAAUGCGUUGAGGGUCGUGUUGUAUUCUCUGUUGGCCCGUGAAUACUGAGAAGGGUAAAAAAGCAAUUACAUUCCACUUGCAAGUAGGGACUGCGCUUGUGUCCUUCACCGGGAAAAAACGUGGCUUCAGCUUUGUGAAUCUAAUGCUUGCGAAAAACAUUUUUCCUAUGCUUUUUAAACAUUAUAAUGGAAAGGAAAACAAUAAGAAUGUUCCACAAGGGAAUUCAAAUAGAUUCUAUGAGAUGAGAAGUGUAAUAUUGGACCGUUAAAACACCAGGAUGUUUAACUUUGCAGUCCUUGUCGUUUUCAUAAACAUUCCCUCCUACCUGCCCCUGAACUUGGAUGGGCAACUGCAGACUGAGUUGAGUAAACAUGUAAUUUUUAAUUGCAAAACAACAUAUAGUUCCCCAUGUAUGACUUUGUUUCAUUAACAGUAUUACUUAAGAAAGCUUUGGUUUGCCAACAGAGCCCUAUAUAAUGUAAGGUUACAAUUACAUUUUAUGUAAAUAUUUUGCCAGGGAUUAGACAUUCUCAAGUACAUAGGCAUUUAUUUCCAUAAAGCACAUGUACAUGUCCACAAAUACUCCUACGUUACUAGUAACUAUAUUUUUAUUUUCCUGAACAACUGUUUCUAAUCCAAAUUUAGAGUAGUCAUAUAUUAUUUUUUAUUAAAACUGUGGCAUACAUAUAAAACACACCUAAGUCUAGUAUUUAGAACUUUUUCUUCUAUAUUUUCAUUUCAAAAUAGUAAAUUCCUUUAUUUUGCAAAUGCUUGGUUGUGAGAUAAUAUCUCACCCUAACAAUGGUUUUUAAAGGAUUAAUUUCCUUUUGGGGGGAAAAGAACUGAGAGGGCUAAUUCAACACAUGGCUGAAUUACCAAGUGUACAAAUACCUCAAUUGUGUUACCUUACUAAACAUAAAACUAUUUUGAUCAGUGAGUUCCUUAGUAUGAAUAUCCACCUCCUUUAAAUACUCUAUUUUUAUAUAUAUUUUUGUAUGAAAGAAAGUAAACAUGAAUUUAUAUUUAACUGCCUUAAAUUAUAUUUAAGCACAAAUAUCACUUGAUAUAAACAAUACAUAUCUGCAUCUGACAGAUGAUAGAUUUUUUAAAAGAAUGGUACAGGAUUCACUUUUAAAGUGAACAUGGUUUUUUUUCCUAUUCUCUGCAGCUAUACCAUUUUUAGGUUUUUCCUUCAUUUUUUAAUGAAAUAAGAUGUUGCCAAUUUAUACAGCUUCUCAAGUUUUAAUGUAUUGCAUUCUCUGUAACAGGAUAAUAGCCAGUGGCUGAUUCUUGCAAUUUACCAUCAACAUAAUUACAAUAACUGUCUACCUGACAUUUGUCUGGCAUUUAGCUCUUCACCAUUGAAAUGAUCAUGGAUGUUAGACACAAUUGUAAUAACGUUAUUAAUAAAUGUCUUAGUA
Molecule: messenger RNA, 5206 nt
Organism: Pipistrellus kuhlii (Kuhl's pipistrelle)
Lineage: Eukaryota; Metazoa; Chordata; Mammalia; Chiroptera; Vespertilionidae
Gene: CPED1
Product: cadherin like and PC-esterase domain containing 1
Exons: 21
Coding region: 456-3437 (993 amino acids)
Source: RefSeq, a predicted model, not a curated record